Messenger RNA from Sarcophilus harrisii (Tasmanian devil), 3080 nucleotides. RefSeq names its product fatty acid desaturase 1 (gene FADS1). Gene Ontology annotation, molecular function: oxidoreductase activity, acting on paired donors, with oxidation of a pair of donors resulting in the reduction of molecular oxygen to two molecules of water. Gene Ontology annotation, cellular component: membrane. Gene Ontology annotation, biological process: lipid metabolic process. The coding region runs from base 75 to 1394 and encodes 439 amino acids. NCBI's taxonomy places the organism in Eukaryota, Metazoa, Chordata, Mammalia, Dasyuromorphia, Dasyuridae. The record is from RefSeq and is a predicted model, not a curated record. The transcript is spliced from 12 exons.
CUUCCGCGCGCUCCGCGCCCGCACCGCGCCAGCGCGCGCCGCCGCCGCCUGCUCCUUGGCCCCCCGCCGCGACCAUGGCCCCGCACUCGGCGCCCGCGGGGGCCUCGCCCCGACUCUUCACGUGGGACGAAGUGUCGCAGCGCUCCGGGCGCGAGGAGCGCUGGCUCGUGAUAGACCGUAAGGUCUACGACAUCAGCGAGUUUAGCCGGAGGCACCCGGGGGGCUCGCGGGUCAUAGGCCACUACGCGGGCCAGGAUGCCACGGAUCCCUUCACAGCGUUCCACAUCAACAAAGCCUUGGUUCAGAAGUACAUGAAUUCCCUGCUGAUUGGGGAGCUGGCCCCGGACCAGCCCAGCUUCGAGCCCAACAAGAACAAGCAGCUGACGGACGAGUUCCGAGAGCUGAGGGCCACUGUGGAGCGCAUGGGGCUCAUGAAGGCCAGCCCCACCUUCUUUGCGCUCUACCUGCUGCACAUCCUGCUCCUGGACGUGGCCGCGUGGCUCACGCUCUGGAUCUUCGGGACCUCGCUGCUCCCCUUUCUGGUCAGCGCCAUACUACUCAGCACCGUGCAGGCCCAGGCGGGGUGGCUCCAGCAUGAUUUCGGACACCUCUCAGUCUGCCGCACGUCCAAGUGGAAUCACCUACUCCACCAUUUCGUGAUCGGCCACCUGAAGGGCGCCCCUGCCAGCUGGUGGAACCACCUGCACUUCCAGCAUCAUGCCAAACCCAACUGUUUCCGGAAGGACCCAGACAUCAACAUGCACCCCUUCUUCUUUGCCUUGGGGAAGGUCUUGUCAGUGGAGCUGGGGAAGCAAAAGAAGAAAUACAUGCCCUACAACCACCAGCACAAGUACUUCUUCCUGAUUGGGCCCCCGGCCUUGCUGCCCGCCUACUUCCAGUGGUACAUCUUCUUCUUCGUGAUCCAGCGCAAGAAGUGGGUGGACUUGGCCUGGAUGCUCAGCUUCUACCUGCGGAUCUCCUUCACCUACAUUCCCCUGCUGGGCCUGAAAGGCUUCCUGGGUCUCUUCUUCAUUGUCAGGUUCCUGGAGAGCAACUGGUUUGUGUGGGUGACGCAGAUGAACCACAUCCCCAUGCACAUAGAUCACGACCACAAUGUGGACUGGGUGUCCACUCAGCUGCAGGCCACGUGUAACGUGCAUGAGUCUUUCUUCAAUGACUGGUUCAGUGGCCACCUCAACUUCCAGAUUGAGCAUCAUCUUUUCCCCACUAUGCCUCGGCACAACUACCGCAAAGUGGCCCCCUUGGUGAGGUCCCUGUGCGCUAAACAUGGCAUCAAAUACCAGUCUAAGCCCCUGCUCUCCGCCUUUGCCGACAUCGUCCACUCACUGAAGGAGUCCGGGCAGCUCUGGCUGGAUGCCUAUCUUCAAAAAUAGAGCUGCGUCCCAUACGGGAAGAGAUCUUGGUGCCAGAAGCAGGGGAAGAAGGGACUACGCCACUUCAGUUUUAGUUUCCAUGGGAGCUGGGAAGAUGGGGGAGGGAACAGCUGAGCCCCCCACUCUCGCUCUGCCGAGGUCAUGGAUUGGGGGCCAGAAGGGGAGUCAUGGCACGACAGCGGGGAGAAGUCAUUGGGGGGCAGCCCUUGCCGGCCCCUUCUUCCUGGCCUGGCAGGGAAUGAGCCGAGGACCAGGAAACAGGAGCUUCUGGGACUCAGAAAGUCAAGAGAGAUUUGGCCACAAAACUUAACCACUUGGGGCUCCGCACCUGGCUCGCCCCAAAUUGGAGGGGGAAGGCCGGGCCCAGCCCAUCCUUUGCAGUAAUGGGUCUGGCAGUUGCUUUCCUGGCCCUCUCCUCCCCCCUUUCCUCAUCCUACUAAGGUUGGCCCAGAGAGUGGCAGUGGGCGCCGGGGGAGGUGGAGAUGUCCAAGACCAACUGGGGAAUGCAUCCUUCAGAUCCAGAAUUCUCUGCUCACCCCCUCUUGCUUGAGGGCAUGCUCUAAGGCCACUGGGCCCCUCCAUGUUGUUCUAGGGACAGAAGGGGCCAUAUCUGCAGGGAGGGUUUAAGUCUCAGGCCGUCGGGGCGCUCAGCGGGAAGGCCAGGGCCAGUCUGCCCAAUGUUAGGGCUGGAAACCCUCCCGCUGCCCGCAUCCCUUUUCCCAUCUCCAGGAGUUCCAGCUCUCUGUAUUAGGGACCCAGGCCUUUCCUUCCCUUCUGUCAACCAACGGGGCUCCCAAAGUUCCUCCCCAAGCUGAGUGGCAGAACGCUGCCAGCCAGCACCAGUGGUGGGAGGAGCCUGUGGAGACUGUAAGCUUGUGGCCACAGGAUUAAUGCCCUUUUCUGAGGCUGAUGGAGCCCCAUGUGCUCAUCCUUUCCGAGUGGUGCCUUAUGCCUUAUACUGCCUCCAGACUCGGACACGGCCUGCCCCCAGCUUCCUCUGGGGCAUAACAAUGUGCUGGCCGUGAUCCCCACCCCUUCUCUUGAUCACCCAGCAGCUUAUAGAGGAGGACAGAACUGGUUCCCUUCACGGGGAGAAGUGUUAAGUGGGCUGCAGGACCCCAGGGCGAGGAGCCAGGGCAAAGCCUCGAUAAUCAGGCAGAGGUGAAGUGGGUAUACAUUAAGUGCCUAAUGAGUGCUUGUUGAUUGGUUGGACCCCAAAAGAGUAAAUUCAUGAGGUCACAUGUAUAUGUAUUUUUUAAUUGGCUGUCCUUGAACUGGGCCUGCCAGAGAGCUCCCUGGCUGGUCCUCUCCUGUUCCAGUCCACAACCCACUCUCUCCAGUUUUCCAACUCAUUCCAGGACCCCCAGGGCCGAGUACUCCUUUCCCACCAUCCUCUGCCCCCAGGUUUUGGUGCUACCAUUCAUUCUAAAUGGAGAAAGGGGACGUGACUCUUAGGGAGUUUCGGCCAGCCUGAGGCCCCCUAAAUCUGCAAGGCAUCUUGUGGUGGCCCUCCCUCUUCCCCAUAACAAAGGAUCCCUUUGCUGUUCAGUCUCCCCAUCUUCCCAAAUCCCACCGGGUAGCAGGCAGAGGCUCCUGCUGGGCCUGGCUCCAGGCCUGCUCUGUGGCUGUAAAAAAACCAAGACUAAAGUAAUGCCAAGGAAUAAAACGAAUGUCUUUUUGGUCAGA